GAUGUUACAAGACCCACGCAUGGUAUCCCGAUUGUCCGAAGGGUGCUAAAUACAUUGUUAUUUACCGUGAACCACGUGCUGCUUUCAACAGCUUCUUUAAAUUCUUUGAGGGUUGGUGGUUCCAACCUGGAGAAGUUUCACUUCAUGAAUUUGUAAAAGACUUUUUGCUCGCUCGUGGAGUACCACAAAACAAGAUGGAAAAUGCAUCCUAUUUCGUCCACUUGGUUAGCUGGUGGGAACACAGGAAUGAUUCGAAUGUUUUGUUUGUGUUCUUUGAGGAUAUGAAAGAUGAUUUGGAAAGUGUAGUUAGGAAGACUGCAGCAUUCAUAGGAAUUCAGAAUGAAGAAAAGAUUGAGAAGGCUGUGGAAAUGAGCUCGUUUGAAUUUAUGAAGGAAAACCAGAAGAAGUUUUCAGACACACGCAUCGCACGUUAUCGGAAUGUAGCUUGCGGGGUAGCCCAUGAUGUUGUGCCCAGUAAGGUUGUCACAGGAUCUGCAACAAAAGGACGAGAGUUGAUGGACGAUAAAACUAAAGAAGUAAUUCAGGGAAAGUGGCUGGAAGUUGUUGCUAAACAAACCGGGUAUCAAGAUUAUAAUGAGUUAAGAAGUGCAUUCAAAAAGGAAAAGAUAAAUAAUAAUUAAGAAAUAUUUAAAAUUGUGGGUGAUGACGCAGGGGUACGUAAGGUGACAUAUCACGUAAAUUUUGUAGGUGCUAUUAUCUUAGUGAUAGGACUUGGCAUUAUUAAUAACUUUGUACUUGUUGGUGUUGGGUGUAAAAACUAUCCUAGAAACUUACAAGUUUGUGACUUUGUAAAAGUGUGGACUCCUACAACGUGUUUCCCACAAGCACACAGUUUGGCAAUAAUAAAUGAGAAUUGUAUACAG
This is a messenger RNA of Paramuricea clavata, 884 nucleotides long. NCBI's taxonomy places the organism in Eukaryota, Metazoa, Cnidaria, Anthozoa, Malacalcyonacea, Plexauridae. The record is from the annotation of a GenBank genome assembly.